AUGGCGUCCGUCGCCUCCGAGCGCAUUCCCAUCGCGACGCUCCACCCUUCCUUGCCAGCUCCGGCCACCAAGUCCAUUACCGCCCUUGUAACCAUCCUCUGGCCCUACUCUUCGUCUACCCGCACAUGCGCUCUGCUUCUCGCCGACCCUGAUUUUCGCUUGCGCCGCCGCCGUGGCCAAGUCCGCGUCCAGUUCUCUGGAGAUGCCGCCUACGCCGUUGCGACUUCGCAGCUCGGAAUCGGAGAUAAAGUCGUCCUGAAGCUCGGCGGUAUACAAUGGUUGCAGCCCAGCGGCGAGGAGGAGGUCGUGCGCACCCCGGGAAAGAGCGUCGACUGGGAACUGGGGUUCAGAGAUAGGCUGGCCAUGCUCGUCACCCGCGACGGCAAGCAAUUUGCAAAUAUCCACGUUGAGCGCAGCACGCCCGAGCCAGAAGAAGUCGAGAUCGAAGAGGAGGCUGUUUUAAAUACUCCAAGCAAGAUUGUGGGCAGGUUCAGCGCCGAGGGUCUGCGCUUCAACACUUGGUCCUCGCCGGCUUUCUUGAGGCAUAGCCGGCUCUCUGGCGGGUCGCUUUCGGAUUACGAUCUCUUUGCCGAUGAGGAUGAGUCGAAAAGCCGGAAAAGGAGGAGAACGUCCUUCAGGAAUGUUGGUGUCUGGACUUAUGCCGCUCGGACGCCCUCCCCCGAAAAGGGCGACGCCAUGUCCGUGGACGAAGACGGUCUUGCCAGCCCCACUGAAAGAGUAUUCGCUUCCAAAUCCCAUGUUCCUGCGCUUCCUCAGACACCAACCUCGGCAACAAAUACGCCUGCUGAGCCCGGACUAGAUGAAGAAGAACUGAUUCCUGAGUCUGCCCCUAAUGAAGAUGCGCUGCCCGUAGCUGAACGCGGCGCUGCUCGCUCAAUGGGAAGGAAGCAUCUGCGGGACAGCAUGAAAGAGCAGGAUGAUGCCCUGUAUGAGCAAUAUCUCGAAGAAACGCAUGAUAAUCAAGGAAAAGAUGCAGAAAUGAACGUUUUCCCAGACGAGCCGGAAGAUGAACCCGCUGCACAGUUCUCAUUGCAGGAUGUUGAAGACAUCCAUGGAGAUUCAGAUGUUGAAUCACUACCGUCUGUUCUGACUGACACCGAUGUAGCUGCUCCAAGUGCUGCGGCGUCAGUACGUAUUGACGAGUCCGCGGGUGAUACCGAAUUGGAGUCUGAUGAGGACGGCAUUGAGGUUGUUGAGAUGAGUCCUACCGAGAUGGAUUCGGAAGAACAAGAGUCGGAGCUCUCUGAAAAUGAGAGCCAGGAGACGACGCCUAAUGUCAGGGUUCAACCAGCGCCUAUCCGCUUGUCCAGUACAGAAGAAGACAUGAGCGAGGUCGAGCAGGCUUCACCAGAGACACCCAGUCAACCACAGCUUGAUCAACGCUCAUAUCCCGGUACUUUGAAAGAAUCCGUUGAGUCUGCCGAAGAUGUAGAUGAGCACUCUGAAACUCAGAGAAUGUCUCCAAGCGUUUCAGAUCAAGACAUCAAGAUGCCUUUUGGAGAUACGGAGGAUAGCGCCACUUCGUAUGGAUUUACAAGAGCAAAGGAAGGCGAGCAAACAAACCUGCGUUCUUCUGAUGUAGAAAACCAACCAGCAAGUAUACCAGAGGCAACCCCACUGUCAAAUCUCGCUGCGGAAUCCACUGCUUCUACCAUGCCUCCACCUGUUUUGCUCCUUCCCCAACAGGACCUAACGGACUCAAAAUCUCCUACAAGAACGCCACUCAUUGGUCCCGUCAACGCGCCUUCUACUCCACAGCUUCACCCGGUUGCUUCUACAGCGUUGCCAUUGCCCUCGCCCUUUCCAGGCGCGACAGAAGCGUCAUCUUACAUGGAUGCACGUCCUAGCUCGCUCACGGAACAAACACCACGUGUCACUGAGACCGGCCCGCAACGGCAAGAAGAGCACACGAUACGGCCAGCUACGGCAAUGUCGGUUGCUCAGGCCUCUCAGGAAGCCCUGCCAGGCGCAGACAGCCAGCAAAAAGAUCCUAACCCUGAUCCGGUGGCCCAACUGUUGGCAAAAGCCCCGAAUGUUCCGCAGGAAGACCCUCAACUCAAAAUCCAUGAAGAGGAGAGCCAUCAUUUUGGUCUAGAUGGAUCAGUAUUAUCCGCUGUGCGCGCAUCACGCAAGGCCUCUCGUGAGAAGCCCGAGAUUGUGGAUUUACAGGAAGAAACUCAGGCUCAUGAAUCUAUCACUGGCACCCAUGUGGAGGCCGACCACUCAAGCCCGGUAAUUGGGCCUGAAGCUGAGGAGGAAGCACCUGUUCGUGAGAUCCCCGAACCUUUAGCUGCCCCCAUCAAACCGCUACGAGAUGAAGAACAUCAAACACCGCAGCUGCAGGAUAUCGCGCAUCCCACAUUACACGAGGUAUCGCGUAUCCCAGGUACACAGGACGUUAUUCCCGAUGAGCACGGAUCUUCAACAUCGGUAGCAGCUAAGCGCGCUCCUGGACAGGCAUUGGGUACGAAUCUCUUAGAGCGCAGAGACUUGCCAGAGAGUGAUGAUACGGUGAUGCCUGUGUUUGAGGACGAUGAUUGGGACAUGCCAGAUGCAACAGCCGUUACCCCUCCCGACGUUGCAUCUACUCCCAAGGCGAGUAACGAAGCAAGAGCGAGCGAGAACAGGCCUUCCAGCACACCACAAAAGAGGAUAUUUGACCCAUCAACCUCACAAACAGGCAGACCUCCGGCUUCGUCAGCGGUAGAUAUCGUUGAUCUAGGAAGUGAUAGCUCUGAAGGAGAGGAAGGGGAGCCAUCCGCCGACGUUCCGGUGGAUGAACCGUUUAAAUCGCCAUCCGUUCGUCAGAAGGAAACUGUUGGAACAACUUCUUUGCCUGAAGAGCCUCCAGUUACCCAGCCAGAGCCACAGGCAGAUGAACCACCUCACACGCAAGAAAAAGCCAGAACUGCUCGCAAUCCCCCUUCAACCCCACAGACACGUCGCAGGACUCGCCAGUAUACAGAAGAAUUGGCCUCUCAACAACGCAAGACGCGUCAGUCGACAGUUGAGACCGUUUCUCAGGCUGAUACUUCCACACCUUCCCGGAGCCAGAAACGCAACCUUCGCUCUUCUCAAACCUCACGAACGCCGCGCGCAUCACAAGAAACAUCCGGAGUUGCGGCUCGUGUUGCUCAGCGGCGGAGACGAAUUGAAGUCAAAGAUUCAGAAAAUGAAUGGAACUCUAAUGCGUCAAUCUCAACUCAACGACCGUCAUCGCCGUCUGUUCCUUCCGAUGGCCCUGUUCCUACGGAGUUUGAGCCAUCUGCUGGCUUGGAACCAAGCCAGGUUCUUGGAGAACUUUCUCAGAUGAGCCAGCAAACUCGGGAGGAAAGCUUAGAGCGGCCGUCAAUGAGUCCAAUCACCCCUGUGGCCCCGGAACCUGCCUCAAAUAUUUCCCUCCAUGCUAGUCAAGGCUCUUUCGAAGAUCCGCAUGAAGCCCAGAAUCAGAGGCUUCAGAGGGAACUGGAAGGCGAUACAGACGAAAACUUGACUGCGGAGCGCUCUUCUUCUCCCUUUCCUGAACUCGAUUUUAAAUGGGGCUCUAAGAAGCAAGAGGAGCAAACCGAAACCCAACAGUCGUCUCAGCAAGUGCUUGAGCAGGAGGCUCAAAGCAGGCAAUCCUCGAUUCUACGUGAUGAAUAUGACAACAUGGGCCCCACUCAUUCUUCAAUGUUGCAGGACGACUCAAGCAUCAUACGUGCAAUGAGAACCUCGCAAUUCCCCUUUGAACUCAUGCGGGAAGAAGAACAAGUGACGCAGUCAGUAGAAGACGACGACUCUCAACAGACUAUUCGGGCCCCUUCUCCCAUUGAACGGAAGCAGUUUGGAGAGGAGACUCAAGUUGAAGAAUCGCAAAGUGAGCACAUGUCUCAGACUCGCAAUAACGCUACUCAUGGCCAUCAAUCACCGACGAUGAUACAUGAGCAAUCGCAAGACGUGUGGUCAUCCCCUCCGAUUGAGGCGCCAAUCAAUCCAAUAAAGCCGACAACCCGUCCUCAGCAUCCUCAAGAAAGUAGUAUUCUCACCCCAGAAGCAAGUCAGGAGCUCUCUCAGCUGCAGCCCACUGCGCGGAAAGCACAUGACGAUAGCCACUUCCCGCCCACACCCCAUCUGACACAAGCAACACUCGCAACGCCUAGCUUCUCUCACAACACUUCGCAAACAGCAGAGAUGCAAACGGUUAUCCAGCCAAACGUCAAACAGCAGCGGGACGAAGCCUUAAAUGAGGACACCGCCAUGACCGACUCCGUUGUCGCCCCUCACUCACCUAAAGCAGCAGACGACACAACCAUGGCCGAGCUCCCCCAGCCACUGAAGUCCAGCACCAUCGAACGCACGUCGCCACCGCCGACGCAGCAGCAGCAACAACAGCUACUACAAGAGUCCCUCUCCCAAGGCACGCGCACGGCAUACUCAUACUUCACCUCGCUCAACAACCUGCGCUCGUUCGUCAACUCCCCAUCGCAGCAGCUCGUCGACGUGCUCGCCGUCUGCACCCGCCCCAACAAGCUGCCCGUCCGCGCCACGGCCGGGGCGCGCGACUACCACACCGUCUUCAGCAUCACGGACGCGAGCUUGCUUAACCUGGAUGGCGGUGGCGGCGACGACGACGAUGGAAGCAACGGUGAUGUCGGCGGCGGCGCCAACGAGCAAACGGUCCGCGUGCAGGUCUUCCGCCCGUGGAAGGCGGCGCUGCCGGAGCUCGACGUGGGCGAUCCGGUGCUGCUGCGCGGGUUUGCGGUCAAGAGCAGCAAGAAGGGCCUGAUGCUGGUGAGCGGCGAGGAGAGCGCUUGGUGCGUGUUCCGGUACGGACAUGGGCAUGGGACGUCGCAGUCGCAGUCGCAAUCCCAAUCGCGGGCUUCUUCGGUCCAGAACGGGGGCCCUGAGGACAAUGACGAGGAGAAGAAAGAAAAGAAGGCCAAGAAGAAGGAGAAGCGGAAGAGCACCAUCAUGGACUCGACGAGGCCGAUCUGGGCCGAUGUCAUGAGCGGGCUUUGGGGCGCGGUGAUACCGCCGUCGUCGGGGCCGGAAGAGGAAGGAGGCGAGCAGAAGGAGGACUCGUCAGAGGAGGAGAGUGCAGAUGAGAAAGUGGAAGAGAGUCAGCUUCGGCGCUCUCUUCCUCCGCUUCAUAAUCCAGUCAGUGGUGCGACGAAAGAAGAGGUGCAUGGGCCGCCGGUCGAGUAUGGCGAUGAGGAGAGGAGGCGGGCGUGGGAGUUGAGGGAGUGGUGGGUCGGCGGCGAUGGCCCAAAAGUUAUCAAGGUUGAGGAAGAAGAGAAUGGGAGCAGCGUUGUGAAAAAGGAAAAGAAGAGUGAAAGCGUGGUGGAAGCAAAUGGCGACACGGAAGGACGGAGCGAGCGGAAGAAAGAGGAAAAAGCCAAAGCGAAUGAUAUCUUCCGGGCCUUCAUAUGA
Messenger RNA from Lasiodiplodia theobromae, 5433 nucleotides. Its product is annotated as Telomere end binding protein. Gene Ontology annotation, molecular function: DNA binding. Lineage: Eukaryota; Fungi; Ascomycota; Dothideomycetes; Botryosphaeriales; Botryosphaeriaceae. Gene Ontology annotation, biological process: telomere maintenance. The transcript has a single exon. The record is from RefSeq and is a predicted model, not a curated record. The coding region runs from base 1 to 5433 and encodes 1810 amino acids. Gene Ontology annotation, cellular component: chromosome, telomeric region.